Molecule: messenger RNA, 1590 nt
Organism: Penicillium nucicola
Lineage: Eukaryota; Fungi; Ascomycota; Eurotiomycetes; Eurotiales; Aspergillaceae
Product: SET domain-containing protein
Exons: 4
Coding region: 1-1590 (529 amino acids)
Biological process (GO): peptidyl-lysine monomethylation
Cellular component (GO): nucleus
Molecular function (GO): protein-lysine N-methyltransferase activity; protein binding
Source: RefSeq, a predicted model, not a curated record
AUGCAUCGUUAUGACGUCCUGCGGCAAACCCAUUUGGGGAAGGGCUUAGGGCCUGCCUUAUCGAUAAGACGUGUUCGUCACUUUCCUUUCUUCUCCAACAACAUGCGGCGUGAAUAUCUGCCGAUCGAAACCCUACCAGCUUGGCAGUGCCUGAAUGGCAUUGUCGCGAAAGGCGUCGCGUUUCAGAAGCUCGGAUCCAGCGAGUAUGGUACAGACAAAGGCAGCGCGAUCGUCGCGACUGAAGCCAAGUCCAGCGAUGAGAACGAUGCAACGCCUGAGAUCCUGCUCCAAAUUCCCUCCGAUCUGUUUCUGUCCCUAGAGACAGUCCACAACUAUGCAAAAUCCGACCGGUAUCUACGCGAUGUAUUGGAAGCACUCGGUGAUUUCGGAAGAACAGCCAGAGGAGCUAUAAUGAUAUUCCUUCUGGUUCAGCUAUCACAUACCAGCCCCGAUCUUCGCGACAAACACGAACAUGUUGGCGUCUCCAACCCAUGGACCGAAUACAUCAAGUUCCUACCUCCAACAUUCCCCUUACCUACGUUUUACACGACGGAAGAGCAGGAGCUACUUCGGGGAACCUCCCUUGCUGAAGCCUUGGAUGCCAAGCUGAUGUCUCUCGAGCGGGAGUUUCAGAAUCUCCGUCAGGCCACGGAGGAUAUCAAGUGGUGUCAGCAGAGCUGGUGGGACGAGGAGAAUGGCUCGUUAACGAUCCAGGAUUGGAAAUAUGUUGAUGCGGCGUAUCGGUCGCGCAUGUUGGAUAUCCCCGGCAGUGGACUUGCGAUGGUACCUUGCAUUGAUAUGGCCAACCACGUGUGCGGGGAGAGUGUGAAGGCGCUGUAUGAUGCAGACUCAGAUGGGAAUGCAGUUCUUCAGUUGCGUUGGGGCAAGCACCUACAACCUGGAGAGGAAGUGACCAUCUCAUAUGGAGAUGAAAAGCCCGCUUCUGAAAUGAUCUUCUCCUAUGGUUUCCUAGACAGCGCUACGACUGAGACACGAGAGAUUUGUCUUCACGUAGACAUGCCGGAAGAUGACCCUCUCAGCGUCGCGAAAAAGAUAUUCUGCCAACAGAAUAGCGGGGUUCGAAUUACAGCCCAGGAAUCUGAAGAGGAACCGAUUACAUGGGAAAGCAGCCUUGUGUGGAUAGCCUGUGUGAACGAAGAAGACGGACUGAAUUUUGGUCUCGCACAGACAACUGACGGCGGCAGAGAACUCGAAACAAGGUGGAAAGGCGAAAAGAUCCAAUCACCCGACCACCUCCGAGAACUUCUUGCCGCUGAUCCCUUAUGGGAAAUCAUCCAGCUUCGGGCUGUGGUGCUGCUUCUUGAGCGACUCGAGACUCAGCUCUCUCUUCUACAAGAAAUAGAGGAAGUAAUCGCUAAUCUCCGUGAGAAUGAAGAGGCUCUGACCUUGUUCUUUCGACCAGAGAUCUUUGACUUGAUCAUUCGGUUCCGAGUCCUCGAGGCCGAUCUACUAGAGAAAGCGGUUGAAGAACUUAUCAAACAGCGCACCGAGUUACUGGGAUCUGCCAGUGUUGCGGCAUAUUUUAGCCCGCAAACGGGAGUGGCAGAGGAAGCCGAGGACUUUUCCUGA